AUGUCUAUUCCAACUCGACAUCUUGGCCGUGGCGGUCCUCAGGUACCUGCGGUUGGUCUUGGCCUAAUGAGCUUGGGUAGCAUAUACGGAGCAGCAGGCACCCUUGAGGACAAAGUCGCCUUCCUGGAGCAUGCGCAUGCAACUGGCCAGCGAUUUUGGGACACUGCAGACAUGUAUGCCGAUAGUGAAGAUGCUGUAGGCGAGUGGAUCAAGCGCUCUGGUAAGCGCAAUGAUAUCUUUCUCGCCACGAAGUUUGCAAUCUACCGUGAUAUCGAAAAAAAUAUUUUUUCCCUUCGGUCCGACCCGGAGUAUAUCAAGACUGCUUGCGAGAAGAGUCUGAAGAGACUGGGGGUAGAUGUAAUUGAUUUGUACUAUUGUCAUCGUGUGGAUGGAAAAACCCCCAUUGAGGAGACCAUUAGAGCCAUGGUCGAGCUAAAGAAUCAGGGAAAGAUCCGGCACCUUGGACUCUCAGAGGUGUCAGCAGCAACACUGCGUCGAGCCCACGCCGUCCACCCCAUCUCCGCACUACAAAUGGAAUACAGCCCGUUCGCACUAGACAUGGAGAAACCGGGAAUCGACCUCCUGAACACUUGUCGUGAGCUAGGUGUGGCCGUGGUUGCCUAUAGCCCAAUCGGUCGUGGUAUUCUUACUGGAGAUAUCCGGUCGUUUGACGAUUUCCCUGCAGAUGAUUUCCGCCGCGUUCUGCCCAAAUACCAACCGGAGCACUUCCCCAAAAUCUUGGAGCUAGUUCAAGGACUAAAUGCUGUAGCUCAAGCCCAUGGAUGCACAUCGGCACAGGUUGCAAUUGCAUGGCUCCUUGCACAAGGACCUGACAUCAUACCAAUCCCUGGCACUAAGUCAGCCAAACGGAUGGAUGAAAACGCCGCUUCUGCAUUAAUCGAAUUGACCGAUAAGGAGGUGCAGGAUAUCCGCGAUCUAGUCGAACGCUCGGAGGUUCCUGGUGAUCGUUAUCAUGUUUCCAUGCAGAUGAACGUUAUUGCUGAUACUCCGCCCCUCUGA
Molecule: messenger RNA, 1020 nt
Organism: Talaromyces proteolyticus
Lineage: Eukaryota; Fungi; Ascomycota; Eurotiomycetes; Eurotiales; Trichocomaceae
Product: NADP-dependent oxidoreductase domain-containing protein
Exons: 3
Coding region: 1-1020 (339 amino acids)
Cellular component (GO): cytoplasm
Source: RefSeq, a predicted model, not a curated record